AUGACUACUAUUACAAGAAAAUCUCACAAGAAGUCAAGGAACGGUUGUGUUCGAUGCAAACGUCGCCACAUCAAGUGUGAUGAGGGACGCCCAUCUUGUGGCUACUGCAAUAUCACUGAGUAUCAGUGUUCUUACGAAGAGACUCCGGCAUCGCAGUCCGAAACCUCUGGGUGUACAUCAUUGCCAAGUAUAACCAACACGAUGACAUCAAUUGAGAAUGAUAGCGAUACAAGCCUAUCUAGCAGAUCUACUCUCGAUAGGGGUUUUGGCAACUCACCAGUCAAUAUGCUUCAUCUCGAAUUGCUUCGACAUCUGAUCAACAAAGACCUGGCGCUCUUUAAUUAUGAUAAAUCCAAGUUCGGAACCUUCAACAGGGAGAUUAUGGACAGACUUUUUACUGCGCCCUACUUAGUGAAUCAAAUUCUUGCGUUUACCGCAUUGCAUUUGAGCGUCAUUUUUCCGACCAGAAAACAAGAAUUUCAAGACCACGCAACUCAACUUCAAGCCCAUGGUCUCUUUUUGUUCAGAGUGGAGCAACCCACGAUAGAUGUAAGGAAUUGCCUUACGGUCUUUCUUUUCACAUCGAUUCGUGCUCUUCACGUGUUUUGCCAAAGAAUUACAUUUUGCCGAAAGGAUUUUGGCGAUCUCCUCGCUGACUUCAUCGAAAUAUUCCAUUUGCACAAACAUGUCCUUGAAAUUGCCAAUCAAUCGUGGGAUUUUCUUCUCGAUUCGCCACUCAAACAACUUCUGGAACUGGAAUCAAGCGCAUUGAUGCAGCAGGAACCUCUAGUGGAAUGUUCCGAGCUACUAGCACUGGUGGAAUCUGCAUUGAUCGAUUCGUCUGCUAGAAAUACCUAUCUGGAGACAAUUAAUUCUCUCCAGGUGGCUAUCAAUGGAAGCCAAAAUCAUCCUUCGGGACAAUCGACAAUCGGGCCAAUCAUUUCAUGGCUGGUUGCUGUGCCCCUCAGCUACAUAGAUCUCUUAGCAGAGAAACGACCUGAAGCUCUUGUCAUUCUUGCUCGUUUCGGUGCCUUGCUACAUUUGCAUCAUGAGAUUUGGACGUUUGGAGACAGUGGAUUAUAUAUCAUUGAUUCUGUUUCCACCUACCUGCAUGCCACCUGGGAUGCUUGGCUACAGUGGCCGAAAAACAUCCAACAAGCGGCUUAG
Messenger RNA from Penicillium cosmopolitanum, 1167 nucleotides. Its product is annotated as Zn(II)2Cys6 transcription factor domain-containing protein. The transcript has 2 exons. Bases 1 to 1167 code for a protein of 388 amino acids. Lineage: Eukaryota; Fungi; Ascomycota; Eurotiomycetes; Eurotiales; Aspergillaceae. The record is from RefSeq and is a predicted model, not a curated record. Gene Ontology annotation, molecular function: DNA-binding transcription activator activity, RNA polymerase II-specific; zinc ion binding. Gene Ontology annotation, biological process: regulation of transcription by RNA polymerase II.